This is a messenger RNA of Diaporthe citri, 2265 nucleotides long. RefSeq lists its product as uncharacterized. The record is from RefSeq and is a predicted model, not a curated record. Bases 1 to 2265 code for a protein of 754 amino acids. The transcript has 6 exons. NCBI's taxonomy places the organism in Eukaryota, Fungi, Ascomycota, Sordariomycetes, Diaporthales, Diaporthaceae.
AUGGCGCGAGAGCGCAAAUACUUCCGCGCGCGCCCUGAGCGCAACUACACCUACGAAACGACUUUGGCCAUUGACUGGGGAAGCGAGGCUGUUCGAGCGAAGCUGUACUACAAGAUGGGAGAUGGACAGCCGGCCGAGAAGCUUUUACAGCACAUCUCGAUCAUGAAAGACAUCCAAAUUGAUCGCCGAGAGGUCAAGCGCCAAUUCACUUCCCACAUUUAUCCCUAUGGCAACACUAGUCCCAACCCUCCUGGAGAAGAUGUUUACCCAGGAAACAACCGUCUUCCAGGACGUCGUUCCAUUUCGUCCAAGCUUGGGAUGUAUGCCGUGGUGGGAAUCUCGGACGAGGUUGCCAGACAAUCUCCCGAGCUUCAGGAGUUGCGGGCACUAGUCCGUCGGAAACCGCAGCUCAAGCAGAUCAUUCGGAUAGGCAUCGAGCAAAUCAUGUACCGUGUCUUGCGCAAGGUCUACGAGUCCUUCGCCUUCUUCCGAGAGCCCACGCCUCGCGUCCUCGACGCCAUCGCACUGACGAUCCCUGCUCAAUGGACAAUCGAAUUCGAAGAGGAGUACGGCGAGCUGCUCAUCUCGGCAUGGGAUCGGGUCUUCGACUGCAGGGCUCCACAGCUCAUCUUCCUCAGUGAAGGACAGACCAAUGCGCACUUCGCUUUCUACAGAGACACAAUCACAGCGAUGCAUGAUCGCCAGCAUCUCUCUCACCGGGGUUUCUUCGACAUUGGAAGGUGCAAGAACGCUGUUCUGAUAAUCGACGCAGGAGGACACUGCACCAACACCUCUCUGGUCACUGUCUGCCAUGAUGACAAUCAGCUCGAGGUUCUCCCUGAUCGAGGCGCCAUUGGAGGCACAGCCCUGUGGGCGUGGCACGUACUAGAGCGGGCGAAAGCGGCCUGGGAACAUACUAAUCCACUGGAGGCUAUGCCUGUGGAGAUUGAGAACCAGAUCCUGAAGAUAUUCUAUCUCAACUGUCCAGACUACAGAGAGGACACAGGAGCACCGUUUGACAUCUACGACUGCGGCCCCAACCGAGACAUCUUCCACCACAGGCUCAGCCCCGAGGAACUUGUUCAGACAUUCGAAGACGCGAAUACGCAUGCCUUUUCCCUUAUUGAGGACGGGAUCGUUGAACUCAAGGCCCUCCGACGAAGUUGCGAGAGGAUCAAGAUUGUGAUCGGGGGCGGUUCAGCACAGGGGGCUAUGUGGUUGGCAUGCAUGACCAACCUUUGCACAAGGCACCAGAUGGAAGAGCCAAUCUACAUCUGGCAGAUUGAUCACAUCUACGAGCAUGCGAGGCUCGCAGCCGGCGCAAACUACGCCCUAGCGAAGGCAAAGUCUGUGGCCCAGUUUGUUGACAGAGCUGCCUUCGGCCUUGCCGUGAAGAAGGGCUUCAGAGGUGCAGAUGGAUGGACCUACGAUUGGCACUACCGGGCCAGCAUGCUAUGGGCACGGGGAAACAAGUGGGCCAAGACCAUCACGACGGACGGCACGGAAAAGUUCAAGGUGAUCUGCCAGCCCGAGUACGACAGCCCCCGAGCCAAGUCCACCAUCGAGCCGAACUACAAGGCCUACGAUCUCCUCCCAAUCCCCUGCCGCACGAAGGGCAUCCUCCAGUUCGAUUUCGAGAUCGACACCGACACCGACCAGCUGAAGCUUACAAUCAAACACAGACGUGUGUCGAAAUUGGGAAAGACUGGGAGGUCGACCGAGCUUGGGAAGGUUGAGUUCGAUCUCUGGGUCCCACCCGGCAGCCGCUGCCUCCAGAUCUGGGACUGUGUCGAGGACAUCGAGAGCAAGGUCACUACGGCCUUUGCAGGACAGCAAGAUGCAGAGGACACGGACGGCUCGGAGGGCGACGAGGCUGAAGAGAUGGAUAUCGACUCGGGCGCCCAAGAGCAGCCCAUCCAGAAGGCUCGCAAGCUUCGCAGCAGCCUUCGUGGAUCCGCCUCACGCGGUCAACAGGCUGCUGCUGAUGUUGAUAUGGAUGCCAUGGCGCCCGAAGAGGAGGACCAAAACCGUGGCGGCAACUCGUCCAGCGCGGCGCCGCUUGUUCAAGCUCAGGCUGGUGCGCCUCAAGGCUCCGCCGAGGACGUGGAGAUGGGCGGCAUGGAGGACGAAGAGGAGACAGCUGACACCAUCACUGUGGCUCCUGUGCCCGAGGAGCCUUCUCAGCCUCCUCAUACUAGAGGCCAGGGCGCGCCACGCCGCCGCCGCCGUGGAUCCCGCGUCUCUAGAGGAAUCUUCGCGCUGUGA